This is a messenger RNA of Symsagittifera roscoffensis, 1335 nucleotides long. RefSeq names its product cilia- and flagella-associated protein 299-like. The transcript is spliced from 5 exons. Bases 328 to 1041 code for a protein of 237 amino acids. NCBI's taxonomy places the organism in Eukaryota, Metazoa, Xenacoelomorpha, Acoela, Convolutidae. The record is from RefSeq and is a predicted model, not a curated record.
GAAUGGUACAAAAAAUCGAUAAACGCAGUCAAACGAAAACUCAUAUUUGAUGCAUUAAUAAAUCAAAGCGCACGUGGGGAAUUGCUUAUAGUUGAAUAUACAAACAAAUACCUAAAAACCGUAUUUAAAAAGUGCUUGGGACCAACAUACUUUUCCACAUCUGUCAAGAUCAACCUCGUAGCGAAACAAAAACACAUUGUACUUUGUACCUCGAUUUCAUUACCUAACACACGAGGUUUACAAAUAAGGUUCUAAAUCCGCUUAUCAGAGAGCAAUAAUAUAUACCUUUGCUUUACCAGUUAUAAAUUAAAAAACAGAUUGUGAGAAAUGGAGGAGGAAAAUUUGGGAGGAGACACUAUGAUCUCAGAUUUCGCCACCUACGAGGACUUCCUCGAUGCCCAGAUAACAGUGGCAGAUCUCUUCUACUUGGAGGAUGAGGAUCUGGCGCGUCAGCUGGUGGAGUUGGGCUACAGGGGCAGUGGGGAGGUACUGAAGAGGUCCGAGUUCGAGAAGCGGAAGGAGUUGGCAGAGGCCUCCAAACUCUCCAAGACCAACCAGGAGAUGACUCUCGCCAGCUACGGGAAGUCGAUCAAGAAUCCUCUGCUGAAAGAACUAGCCAAACGAGAGGAGGCCAACAGAUCCGGAAAGAUGACAACAAUAAUUUUCAUCCGUGACCGAAACGCAAAGAGCCAAGAAAUCUCUGGAUACAUCGACUACGCCCAUCGACUCAAGAGCGAAGACUUUGGACCCUACUUCACGGGAAAGAAGAGACUGCUGCCACGUGCUUCUGACCUCAGUUUCUACAACUGGGAGACGCAGAAAUCGACCAGUAAUCACACCUCCAAUUUUGAAGUGAUCACUGAAAACACUUCAGGGCUGUUAUUUAAAAGCAAACGAGACCGCAAGAUAAUCAACGUCGACCCAAAAGCUUCCACGCCAGGAGACAACUCAACUCGGACCAAAAUAGAAAACAACGAAGAGUACCCGCCUCAUUACAACCAGAUUGUUCUGUACGACCACAUCACCAGACGAAAGACCUAAGCUCGCAUCAUGUGUCUGAACUUAAUUUGAAGUCUUUGGAAAUUAUUUCCGUGCAAAUCAGACAAAAUGAAAAUAUACAUGAAGAGCUGUUCGUGAUAAACAUGAUCAAAAUUUAACACAGAGCUUCGUAUCAGUUGCGAUGUAACUAACUAAAGCAAAAAUGCUACAAAAUAAAAACAUGACUUCUCGUAUACCAGGGGGAAGCCCUUAAUGUUUCAACUGCAUUUUAAGGCCAAUUAAAACAAAUUUGUUUGAAAAACUGACGAAAUAAUAAAAGUAGAAAACAGUUUCAAA